CUCCAACAAGAGAACUCGUGAUCGUGACUACCACGUGCACUCGAUGGAAGACAUUUUACCCAUGUUUGACUAUCAAAAUGCCUUCGCACUUCUACCUGCAGAAGCUUCCCCCCACCUGUAGAUGGCUGCUGCUGCUGCUGCCGCCAAUAUUACAGCAGUAAUUUACCUCUCCUUCAAUCGAGUCAACCCUAACUCCCCAACAGAUCCACGACCCCAGCAACUUCAACGCUCUUUUUCAGCUAACAUUCUUCGUACGACUAGAGUUUGUCCGGUUUCUUCUUCUUCCUCCCCUGCGAUUGCGGUCUGUAAUACCACUCUUACUAAAUUCAGGUUUGGGUUCCCCUAUCGGAGAAUUUCCCCCAGGUUCAGGUCAUCCAGGGCAGCAGCUUUGCCGAUGUUUUCGGAGAACCCAGUUGUCGGAGAUGUCGUUGCCUCCGCUUUGACCGGCGGGAUUGCUCUCUCCCUGCUCCGGUUCUGGGGAGAGAUUGCCAAGAUGGGGGUUCUUGAUCAGAAACUAAAUAGGAAGCUUGUGCAUGUUAGCAUUGGACUUGUUUUCAUGCUUUGCUGGCCAAUGUUCAGUUCUGGUAACCGUGGAGCUGUUUUAGCAGCUUUGAUUCCUGGUGUCAACAUAAUUAAGGUGCUUCUUCUAGGACUUGGAGUGUAUGAAGAUGAGGCAACUGUGAAGUCCAUGAGCAGAUUUGGAGAUCACAGGGAGCUUCUCAAGGGACCACUGUAUUAUGCAACCACAAUUACCCUAGCUUGUGCUCUCUGUUGGAGAACUUCUCCAAUUGCGAUUGCAGCAAUCUGCAACCUUUGUGCUGGAGAUGGUUUGGCUGAUAUUAUGGGGAGGCGGUUUGGUAGCAAAAAGUUACCCUACAAUAAAAAUAAAUCCAUUGUUGGCAGUAUUUCAAUGGUUGUUGCUGGUUUCUUAGCAUCCAUCGGGUACAUGCACUACUUCUCGACAUUUGGGUAUGUUGAGGAAAGUUGGCAAAUGGCAUACAGGUUCUUUGUAGUUUCUCUUGUUGCUGCAUUAGUUGAAUCUCACCCUAUAAGCACCGAGCUUGAUGACAAUUUGACAGUUCCCCUAACCUCUGUUUUGGUGGGUAGUUUUGUUUUUUGAUGCAAGAGGAAAGAAGAAGCCGAUAGUUACUCCUUGUAUAACAUCAUGUAGCUUUACAUAGCGAUCAAUCGCAGGAGAGGGAGUCGUUUGGCUGGCAAGGAUAUAUUGUGGCAGUUCUUGUUUUCUAAAUCUUUGUUGAUAUUAACAGGGAAAUGCUGUUAAAACCUGGAGGCAUGUAUCCUCAGUCCAAUUUAUGUCCAGUGUGUAUAAAACAGUACCAGUACCAGACCAGCCAGUUCAACCGGGAACUGGCCAUUGCACCAGUCUGGUUGUAUACAAACGCCGGAAAAUGAAUAAAAACCAGUCAAAACUGUGGAACCA
Molecule: messenger RNA, 1441 nt
Organism: Coffea eugenioides
Lineage: Eukaryota; Viridiplantae; Streptophyta; Magnoliopsida; Gentianales; Rubiaceae
Product: probable phytol kinase 2, chloroplastic
Exons: 6
Coding region: 122-1120 (332 amino acids)
Molecular function (GO): kinase activity
Source: RefSeq, a predicted model, not a curated record